AGCGUUGUGGACGCGCUCGAGCGGAUCGUAAGGCAGGAAGGUGUAUCAAGCUUAUGGCGUGGCUCGUGGCUGACAGUGAACCGUGCGAUGAUCGUUACGGCUUCUCAGCUCGCCACGUAUGAUCACGUCAAAGAGAUCUUGGUCGCUGGAGGCCGUGGGACGCCGGGAGGGAUCGGAACGCACGUGGCGGCAAGUUUUGCGGCGGGGAUUGUUGCGGCGGUGGCUUCGAAUCCGAUAGACGUUGUGAAGACGAGGAUGAUGAAUGCGGAUAAAGAGGAGAAUUACGGUGGACCGUUGGAUUGUGCGGUGAAGACGGUGGCGGAAGAAGGACCGAUGGCUUUGUAC
This is a messenger RNA of Camelina sativa (false flax), 345 nucleotides long. Lineage: Eukaryota; Viridiplantae; Streptophyta; Magnoliopsida; Brassicales; Brassicaceae. The record is from RefSeq and is a predicted model, not a curated record.